AUGGCUGGGAAUAAACUUCUCGUUUAUUUACUUCGACGUGACCUCAGGGCCAUCGACAACCCUAUCCUCCACCACCUGGCCACUACUGACCAUGGUUUUACCCACUUCCUUCCCAUCUACAUCCUCCCCCCUCAUCAGAUCGAAACCUCUGGCUUUGUUGUUGAGGGCCAAAAGUCUCCCUACCCACUAGCCAAGAGCCAGGUCGGUCGUUUUUGGAGAUGUGGCUCCCUUCGAGCCAAGUUCCAGGCCGAGUGUAUCUGGGAUGUCAAGAAAAAUUUCGAAAACAUUGGCAGUGGCAUACUGGUUCGGAUCGGCAAGUUUGAUGAUGUCUUGAAGCAUUUGAUCAUGUCGUUGAACGAAAGCAACCAGUCUGUCGAUACUGUUUGGAUGACUGAGGAGCCCUCGAAAGAAGAGUUGGACGACCAGAACGCUGUCGCGUCGGUGUGCUCUGAGGAGGGCAUCAACUUUAAGCUUUGGCAUGACGAGAAGUAUUUUAUUGAUGAUCGGGACACUGGCCUGUCCAAAGAAUGCACUGAUCUUCCUGAUGUUUUCACGUCUUAUAGGAAGACACAAGAACCUCUUCGAGAGCGCCCUCGCACACCUUUACCGCGUCCGCAGGCUGGAUCGUUGCCCUCCUUCCCUUCAUCAUGGAUCCCAUCUCAACAAGCCCCCUUUCGUAUUCCCGACGAUUAUGACGAGUUUGAGCGACUUCUACUGGAACCGGUCAAAGCCCCCAUCAUCUCUGACCCUCCCCCUUUCCCUGAAGGAACAAAGUCCUCUCACCCAUUCAAGGGCGGCGAGAACCCUGCCUGGGACCGUCUUUACCAUCUCAUAAAGUCGGGGUCAAUGACGACUUAUCAGGAGACUCGUAAUGGGUUGAUGGGACUCGACUACAGCACUAAGCUCUCGGCAUACUUGGCCAUGGGAACUAUCACUGCCCGCUCAAUUCACGAUGAACUUGUCAAAUUUGAAGACGGUUUAGAAGAGAGCUAUUCCACAGGCGUGGGCUUUGGUGAGGGUGAGAGUGAAGGUUCCAGAUCAGUUCGCUUUGAGCUGCUAUGGCGCGACUACAUGCGACUAUGUACCAUGAAAUUCGGAGUCCGUCUCUUUAAGAUCGAUGGCUUUAAAGGGGCUAGCGGCAACUACGACAAAAAGUGGUUGUCUCGGGAUGACCCAGGGGUUGACGAAAUCAUCGAAAGACUUAUCCGAGGCACCACAGGCAUGGGCUUAGUCGACGCUUCUCAAAGAGAGUUAUAUCAUACAGGAUACACGUCGAAUCGUGCCAGACAGAACGUUGCUAGCUUCAUCGCCAAGCAUCUGUCUCUAGACUGGAGAAUCGGCGCAGAACUGUACUCGAUCAUCAGUAGGCAACAAUCCGAGAGGAGAUUCGAGGGCGUUUAA
This is a messenger RNA of Fusarium poae, 1401 nucleotides long. RefSeq lists its product as uncharacterized. Gene Ontology annotation, biological process: photoreactive repair. The coding region runs from base 1 to 1401 and encodes 466 amino acids. Gene Ontology annotation, molecular function: FAD binding; deoxyribodipyrimidine photo-lyase activity; damaged DNA binding. The transcript is spliced from 3 exons. Lineage: Eukaryota; Fungi; Ascomycota; Sordariomycetes; Hypocreales; Nectriaceae. The record is from RefSeq and is a predicted model, not a curated record.